AUGAGAGAUGAAAAUUCCAAGCAGCUCUCGUGGUCUAAGAAACUGUUGAGAAAAUUGUUUAAUCUGAAGAGCAAAAGAGAUGAAUUUCAAGAUGAUGAAGGUGUUGGUUAUGGAGGUGGUGAUAUGGAAUGGAGAAACAGCUCUGAGAGAGAACCAUCUACGGUCAAGAAAAUCAGAACAGAAAAACCAGCAAAGAACAUGGAGCGUUCUUUUUCCCGAUCACGUUCUCGUUCGAGACGGGGCCGGGCUUACCUCGAUCACCCUCAGAUUAUAAAUAUACAAAAUUAUAGCCUCUUUGUAUCAACAUGGAACGUGGGAGGAAAAUCACCGUCGGCCAAUAUGAAGCUAGAUGACUGGCUACACUCUGCACCCCCUGCAGACAUAUAUGUGCUCGGAUUUCAAGAAAUCGUUCCUCUGAAUGCUGGUAACAUCCUGGUGGCCGAGGACAAUGGGCCCGCAAAAAAAUGGCUCUCCCUAAUUAAGAGGACGCUAAACAAUGCCUCGGGCACUAGUGGGACCAGCGGCCGCUACACCCCGUCUCCCAUUCCGAACCCAGUUGCUGAGUGGGAUGCGGACUUUGCGGGCCCCACGAACCGUAAAGCCACGACCUUCAUUCCCCGUCGCUCGUUUCAGACCCCACAGCACUGGCGAGUGGAAAACGAUCUUUCUGCACCACAUCAGCCACGGCUUGAAAGGCGGUUCAGUGUGUGCGACCGGGUCAUGUUCGGCCGUAGGCCCAGCGAUGCAGAAUCGGGCUCAAGGUCGGGCUCCCACUACAGGCCCAGCGACUGCUCAUCUGCAGCCCGUGCAAGUGACUACUCAUCUGGGCCACGCACGAGCGACUACUCGUCAAGCCGGAGACCGAGCGACUGCUCAUGGGGCCAGAGGACAAGUGACUUCUCGAGAUGGGGCUCGGAAGAGGAGUACUACUGUCCCCCUGGAGACUGGUCGCCCAGCACGGUAUUGUACUCGCCUGGGGAGGACGGGUCAGGUUUCUUUGGAGCCGGUGGGCACUCAGGGUACUCGCUGGUCGCGCGUAAGCAGAUGGUCGGGAUAUUUCUCACGGUUUGGGUCCGGAAUGAGUUGACGGAGCACGUGAAAAACAUAAAGGUCUCGUGCGUCGGUAGAGGGCUCAUGGGCUACCUUGGCAAUAAGGGAUCCAUUUCGAUAAGCAUGGUAUUGCAUCAGACCAGUCUUUGUUUUGUGUGCACUCACUUAACUUCUGGUCAGAAGGAAGGUGAUGAGCUACGUAGGAAUGCCGAUUUUAUCGAGAUCCUAAGGAAGACGAGAUUCCCACGAGUUAACAGCAGCAGUAGUGAGAAAUCGCCGGAGACGAUUCUCGAGCAUGAUCGCAUUAUUUGGCUUGGGGAUUUGAAUUAUCGAAUAGCUCUGCCCUACCGCUCGGCCAAAGCACUCAUUGAAAUGCAAAACUGGAGACAAUUACUCGAAAAGGACCAACUGCGGAUAGAGCAGAGGCGUGGCCGGGUUUUCGAUGGAUGGAAAGAAGGGAAAAUCUAUUUCCCUCCCACUUAUAAAUAUUCGCACAACUCAGACAGAUAUGCAGGUGAUGAUAUGCAUCCGAAAGAGAAACGAAGAACGCCUGCAUGGUGUGAUAGAAUUUUGUGGUACGGGAAUGGGCUACAGCAGUUAUCGUACAUCCGUGGGGAAUGUAGGUUUUCGGAUCAUAGACCAGUUUCUAGUGUGUUUUGGGCCGAAAUAGAGUCGGCCCCCAACAGGUUGAGAAAAAGUAUGAGCUGCUCCGGGUCAAGGAUUGAGGUCGACGAGCUGUUGCCUUACUCACAUGCUUAUACUGAACUAUGCUUCUUUUAA
Molecule: messenger RNA, 1830 nt
Organism: Striga hermonthica
Lineage: Eukaryota; Viridiplantae; Streptophyta; Magnoliopsida; Lamiales; Orobanchaceae
Source: the annotation of a GenBank genome assembly